AUGAAGCGCGGGGUGCGAGCGGUGUGCCUGGCAUGGCUGGUGGUCGUGCUGGCUGUUGCGGAGGGUGCCUUUGAGUCGGACGAGCUGGAGUGGGAGGCGGAGGAGGCGCCGCUGCCCCUGCCCAAGGAGCUGCCGACCGCCACCACUCGCGCACCGGGCGCAGCGGCCCAGGACAGCGCACGGGCAGCGGGCGGAGCGGGGGCGGGGGACAGCGGCGACGCGGGCGUGGUGUUCCCCCUGGAGCACAGCCUGGACGGGGUCACCUUCACACCGGCGGGCGAGUUCAGCGCCAAGCUGAGGCCCGUGGCAGGCCAGGCUGUCCCCAAGCUGACGCGCGUGCGCCUCGCACGCCAGCCGUGGUCGCCUGCGGAGCAGCGCGCAUUUGUGGACCUGAUAGCACGCAAUGGCUACUACCGCCUGCGCGUCCCCGCCCACGUCUUCUCGGCUGCGGGCCCCCCCUACGUGGUGACGGCGGUGCGCGCAGCGUGCCUGGCGGACGCGCGCUUCAAUGAGCACUUUGACCUGCACGUGGACACCGCCGGCCACGUCCUGGCGCUGGGCUACAAGACGUUUGUGGACUGCACCAAAGCCAGCGGAGAACCGCCGCGCGAGUGGACGUUCAGCAGCACGGCCACGGUGCGCUCCAGCCUCACAGCCCCCAGGCUGGCGGCCACGCUGAGCAGCAUGGACGCCCUGAAGCCGCCCAAGGCGCCCAAGCUGCCGCCGCGGGUGGAGGGGGGCGGGAGCGGCAAGGACGGCGAGGCAGCGGGCGGGGAGGGGGAUGAGGAGGAGGAGGAGGAGAAGACGUUCUUCCAGAAAUACUGGCUGUACAUGAUCCCCGCGGGCCUGCUCCUGCUCAACAUGAUGGCAGCCGCGGCGCCGGACGAGGCUGCGCAAGGGGCAUCGCGGAGGUGACAGGCAGAGAGCCAAGCCUUGGUCAGAGUGACCAUGUCUGGGUUGUGAGUCGGAUGACGCUUCCCCUCUACGGUGCCUUCCCUACAUGAACAAGGGUUCGAUGGACUCGAUGAUCCAACUAUUAAUACUAGCACGUCGUUAUAAAGCUGUUCUCUGCAAUGUUAUUUUGGCAUGGCUUACGGCUUCUGGUGUAUGGACAUGCUUUGGUCAUUAGUACAGGGAGCUUAUCAUGUUGAAAGCAUCCAAGGCUUGUCUAACGAGUGUGUCGUGACAUUCUGGCG
This is a messenger RNA of Klebsormidium nitens, 1196 nucleotides long. The record is from the annotation of a GenBank genome assembly. Lineage: Eukaryota; Viridiplantae; Streptophyta; Klebsormidiophyceae; Klebsormidiales; Klebsormidiaceae.